UUGUGCACUGCUGAUCCUUACAUUACUUUCUUUUACCUCUAGAUUAUUAAUUUAUAGGGUUUUUAUCACUUAUGCUAUUUUAUAUUACCAGAAAAAGUUGACUGCAUUCCAUACCUUUUUGUUAAUAUUUGUAAUGCUUGAGGUGUCUGACAGGAGUACUUUGUUUGAUGGUGACAGAAUGCUGACCUGACAAACAACAUAGAGGAAGUCUUCUGCCGACUACCUCUUCCAUAUGUCAAUGAAGAAUUCAAUAUUGAUUCAACCAUUAGGAAUUUCACGGCGAUUGUUUGUAAACCGCCCUCGUACACACAUAUCAGGCGCAAUGUAUAUUUAGUCAAGAAGAAACGCGCCGAUUCAAGUGCCGAGACUGGGUGCACAAAUUGCAAAUCUGAUUCUGUUUGCAAAGAUGAUUGCGAAUGCAGGGGUCUUUCUAUGAGUUGUUCCAAGAGUUGCCACUGCUCAGAUCUGUGUAGCAACAAACCAUUCCGCAAGGAUAAGAAAAUUAAAAUUGUCAAGUCAGAAGGCUGUGGAUGGGGUGCUGUUGCAUUGGAGCCAUUGGAGAAAGGUGAUUUCAUAAUUGAGUAUGUGGGUGAAGUCAUCAAUGACGCAACAUGUGAACAACGGCUUUGGGACAUGAAGCGGCGCGGGGACAAAAAUUUCUACAUGUGUGAAAUCAGCAAAGAUUUUACAAUAGAUGCAACUUUUAAAGGAAACACUUCACGUUUUCUAAACCAUAGCUGUGAUCCCAACUGUAAACUAGAAAAGUGGCAAGUUGAGGGUGAGACAAGAGUCGGUGUUUUUGCCUCUCGUUUCAUUGAAGUUGGAGAGCCCUUAACUUAUGAUUACAGGUUUGUGCAUUUUGGAGAGAAGGUUAAGUGCCAUUGCGGAGCAAAGAGUUGCCAAGGAUACUUGGGCAGCCAACUAAAGAAUCCAACACAGAACGCUCUUGCGGCUGCGGCGCUUGAGAAUAAUAAGUUGCUCGUGCAACAGGGCGGCUGCUCUCCUUCAAGGGUCAAAACAGAGACUCGCCUGUUACCCUGGACCAACUGUAUAGAGGUUCCCUUUAACUUGAGGAGCAAAACGAAGAUAGACCGGAUAUGUUGGGGACACAAACGGCAGCGGACGUCCCUUUUAGAUCCAUCGUCAUCUUCAGCUAGCGUGCAGCCAUCAGAUAUUGAAGCUGGUGCAUUCAUUCUAUAGAGAGCUUUUGGGCUAAGCUGAAGUCCUGAGUCGAUUCUGUAUAAAUAUAUCAUGAUGAUACACUCGUAUAUGAGUUCAUUUGAAACGAUUCUUUCACAUUUGCUGAUUCAGGACUUUUACGAUGUUGUAAGUUGUAACAUUUUCUUCAUCCCAUAGUCAAUUUUAUAGUUGAAGUUGGAGAGAACACUCUGAAUCUUUUGCAAGUUGUAAGCAGGUUUGAGCUGAUUGUGUUUAUUAACCUCCCGUUCAUGCAAA
Triticum urartu is the source of this 1455-nucleotide messenger RNA. The record is from RefSeq and is a predicted model, not a curated record. Lineage: Eukaryota; Viridiplantae; Streptophyta; Magnoliopsida; Poales; Poaceae.